Molecule: messenger RNA, 5854 nt
Organism: Nycticebus coucang (slow loris)
Lineage: Eukaryota; Metazoa; Chordata; Mammalia; Primates; Lorisidae
Gene: ZNF75A
Product: zinc finger protein 75a
Exons: 7
Coding region: 657-2264 (535 amino acids)
Biological process (GO): negative regulation of transcription by RNA polymerase II
Molecular function (GO): RNA polymerase II cis-regulatory region sequence-specific DNA binding; DNA-binding transcription repressor activity, RNA polymerase II-specific
Source: RefSeq, a predicted model, not a curated record
GGUAGGGUCUUCUGUGGUGCAAGGCCUAAGCCUCGAACGCUUGGCGGCCCCGGGUCUGGCCGCGCCUGCCUCUGAGUAGCGCAGGGCGGAUAGGUGCGCUCCUCAGAGCGGCGGGGGCGGCUGUUAUGUGAGUCUGAGAAAGCCGGGGCCUCCACAGAACCUGAUCUCUGUGCUAGGUAACCUAGAAGGUGCUUUCCCUUUGGCUUCGGCUCCGGAACCUCCUGAACGGCAGUAGCCGCUGUGAGGCGGGUGGGGGUAGGCAACCCUUUUUUGUAGGCGGCGGCCGUGGCUUUUCCAGGCCGCGCGGCCCGAUCCUGAGGCGGGGCAGCCAUCAGACUCCGGAAGCCGUUCUCGCUGCCACAACGCUGGGCGGCGACUGAAGCUCAAUUGGUUACUGCAAGCUUGCCCCGGCCCACCGGCAUGCCUCGUAGCAGACAAAGGCUGUGGCGAAUCCGAGUGGGGCUGGAGGCAAUGUCUACCGUUGCGUGGGGGAGAAAGUUCUCGCUCUCGCUGGCGUUUUCUUGGUCAUGUUACUGGAGGAGGAUGGAUCAGGAAGGAAACCUUAUUUUUUUGAUACCAGACCAGACAGGACCUCAGUUAAAAGGUGGCACCAGUUGGGUAUCUGACACAGGAGCGAAACUUCCUUCAGCUUAAAGAUGAUGAUAGAUCUGAAGGUGGCUGAAUAUUUGGACCCUCAGAUCAAGGCUCUGUGGGAGACCAAGGGGCCUAUGAGAGGGAACUCCAGUCCAAGGAAAAAAUGUGUACAAACAGACAGUCUCAGUCCCAAGAGUCCUUGCUGGCACUUCCGGAACUUCCACUAUCAAUUAGCGGCUGGACCCCGAGAGGCUAUCAGCCAACUUCAAGAAUUAUGCUAUCUUUGGCUGAGGCCAGAGAUCCACUCAAAAGAGCAGAUAUUAGAACUGCUAGUGUUAGAGCAGUUCUUGACUAUUCUCCCCAGGGAAACACAGACCUGGAUACAGAAGCACCAUCCACAGAGCAUUGAGGAUGCUGUGGCUUUGGUAGAACAUUUGGAAUCUGGCCAAACAAGGAAUGGGGUUGCAAUCCAUGAGCUGGGAAAGGAGACAGUGCUCUUGGCAGAAACAACAGAGGCCCCAGACUUCAAGCCAAAGCCAGCAGCAUCUCAACCAGUGGGCAUUACCCAGGAUGAAGAAUUUUGGAAUACAUACCAGGGUCUGCAAGAACAGCUGAGCAGGAAUACACAUAAAGAAACUGUGCCUAUAUAUGAGAGGGCUAUGCCUUCUCAACAGAUUCUAGCCUUUACUGAGCAGCCAAACACCAAAGACUGGACAGUGGUUCCUGAGCUUCUCUUGCCUGAGUCCCAGAGCUUGUUGACAUUUGAAGAAGUGGCCAUGUAUUUUUCCCAGGAAGAAUGGGAGUUACUGGAUCCCACUCAGAAGGCCCUCUACAAUGAUGUAAUGCAGGAAAACUAUGAGACUAUCAUCUCUCUAGCAUUAUUUGUACUUCCCAAACCAAAAGUGAUCUCCUGUCUAGAGCAAGGGGAAGACCCAUGGGUUCAAGUAUCCCUGGAGUUUAAGGACAGCGCUGGAGAGUCUUCUGCAGUAGGGUUGAAGCUCAAAAAUGACACUGAAAAUCAUCAGCCUAUGUCUCUUUCUGAUUUGGUAACACCAGCACCAGAAGACACAGUAUCAAAAAAGGCCAAAAUGAAAGUUCCCCUGAAAACAACAGGCAAAGAAAAUCAUGGUGAUAUGCAGAGAGUGGGAAAAAGGCACCGAGAUUUCCCAGUGAAGAAAAGAAAGAAACUUUCAACUUGGAAACAAGAGCUGCUGAAACUUAUGGAUCUUCACAAGAAAGGUUGUGCAGGAGAGAAGCCUUUUAAAUGUCAGGAAUGUGGGAAAACCUUCAGAGUUAGCUCUGAUCUUAUUAAGCACCAAAGAAUUCACACUGAAGAGAAACCCUUUAAAUGUCAACAAUGUGACAAGAGGUUUAGAUGGAGUUCAGAUCUUAAUAAGCACUUAACAACACACCAAGGAAUAAAACCAUAUAAAUGCUCGUGGUGUGGGAAAAGCUUUAGUCAAAAUACAAAUCUACACACACACCAAAGAACUCACACAGGAGAGAAGCCCUUUACGUGUCAUGAAUGUGGGAAAAAAUUCAGUCAGAACUCCCACCUUAUUAAACACCGAAGAACCCACACAGGGGAACAGCCUUAUACCUGUAACAUAUGCAGGAGAAACUUCAGCAGACGGUCAAGCCUUCUUAGACACCAGAAACUUCACUUGUGAUGGAAAGUUUGUUCAGUGUCCUCAUUCUGAAGAAAUUCACCAAAUGCAGCUGAAUACUAAAGUUUAUGAAAAAAUUAGGAAGCCUGAGGAAUUUUUCAUUGUUGGAAAAUUUGGGAGUAUAAACAUUAUGUUUCUCUUUUUGGAGACGGAGUCUUACUUGGUCACUCCCAGAGUGUCAUAGCUCAUAGCAACCUCAAACUCUUGGGCUCAAGUAAUCCUCUUGCCUCAGCUUCCCAAGUAGCUGGGACUAUAGGUGCCCACCACAAUGCCUGGCUAGUAUCUUUUAGAGACAGGAUCUCACUUUUGCUCAGGCUAGUCUCGAACUCCUGAGCUCAGGUGACCCACUGCCUCAGCCUCCCAGACUGUUAGGAUUACAGGUGUAAGUCACUGUACAUGGCCUUAAACAUCCUGUUUCAUAGAAAGGAAUGAAGAUUGGCUCUACAUAGGGUACAUUAGUAGUUGCACUACUUAACUAUGUUUACUUUUAACCAUCAGGGAAUUUCUUAGCAGGAGAGGUUCUAAGAGCAUUCUGAAUAAGGAGAAAGGCCGUUUUGGGAUUGUACUUGGAAAAGUAGAAAAUUUAGUUUACAGUUAGCAGGUACAGCCAAUCAGUAGUCUGUGGGCAUAGAAGUAAAUAUUGUUGCUUUUGCAUUGAUCUUCUCAGUCCCUCUUGAACGUGUACAAUAGAAACACUUGGAGCAUAGUCUUCAAAAAACGUAAAGCAGUAACGUAUAUUUAAUUGUAUAUCAUUCUUUUCAGUGUCAUAGGCUUACCAAUUUCAGUAGUCUCGGGGAGCGGAAAUGGAUUCUAAAAUGUAGAGUGUUCCAAGAAUCAAAUUGGAUUUUUCUUUUGUCAUUGGAAACUGUUGACAAAGUUGGACAUUGAGUUCCUUCUUGAAAUUUUUAGUAACUUCUGCUCUUGAAUCCUGUUAUCACAAUUUUUACUGAUGAAAUUGUAUUUACGUUACCACUAGGGAAUCUUCCCUUACCGGCAGAUGAACUAAUUAUGCACCAUUUUAUGCCUGUCAUUGGUGGAGUUUGGAAGGUGGAAAACACCUGUAAUGAGGACAUAUGGAAACUGAUUGGAAUUUGUAGCCAUGGAAAGAAUUUUCUACAAAAAAAGAAACCAGACUUCCUUACCUCACAUUGUUAGUAGGAUAAAGCAGCCAUAAAGUUUAGCAAUUGCCUGAGGCUUGAUGUGAUUCAAGAUACCUUCUUGAGGUUUUUGUUUACUUAAUUUGGCCUUUUGUUAUUAAGAAUAAGACUUGGGUUUGUAUGGAAACUCAAUCAUGUUUGAGUUGAUGAACUCAAUCUUGCAGGCAGGAUCCUGUGGCUCACUUUGAUAUGGAGACCUCUGCAUCCCGUCAGUAAGAGACUGGCUUCUCACAAGGUUUGGAAAGUGAUGUUGAGUGUUGGGCAAGGAUGGGUAAAUUCACAUUCAUAUUGUUUUGUCUUACACUGUAAGCUCUACCUGUCUCUAUUCUCUCCAGUACAACCUUUAACAGCACCCUCAGGUGAUAAAUUUGAUGAACUGCUGAAAGUCUGUAUAGCCUAUAGGUUUUCUCAUAACUUACUUCUUGAGCUAUAGCUGUGACUCAGGUGUGUUUCUGUUAGAGCUUUGGGGUAUAUCAGGAAAGGGUUUAAGGAGGUUAAAGAAAUUAUGUCCUUCAAAUCUGUCAUUUUAUUAAUGAGGACAUUAAUAAAGAGAUACAAGGACUUGCUUAAGACCCCAUUGUGAGAGGGUGUGUUGACUGUCAUUUAGCUCCCAUCUGGUAUGGCAGGAUUAGCAAGACAAAUUUGUUGUUAUCCCUGCACAAAUAGUCUGGAUGACAUUGUGUUAUAUCUCUUUCUAGCUUAAACAGUCUUGUUUUUUGAUUGGUUACUGAAGCAAACCUCUAUUUUCUUUACAAAUAGAGAUAACACUUAACUCAAGGUUGUUCCAGGGAUUAGAUGGAUUAAUGACAGUAAAGCACCUGGCCAAAUGUGAUGACUCCUGGAAUCCUGGCACUUUUGGAAGCCCUGGCAAGAGGAUUGCUUGAGAAAUCCUCUCAAGGAUUGGGAAAAAGUUCUCUUAAGAACAAAAAAACUACCUGGGCAUGGAAGAGCACAUGCUUAUAGUGCUAGUUACUUGGGAAGCCAAGGUGGGAGGGCUGCAGUGACUAUGAUUGUACCAUUGCACCUCAGUCUGGGCAACAGCAUGAGACCUGUCCACAAAAGAACAAAACCCAAACUAAAAAAACCAACAAAACCCCACCCUAAAAUAGGACGUUGGUCACAGUAAAUGUGUAAUUAGUGUGUGUUUCUUUGCCUUUGCUUUGCCCCCUGGUGAUAGUUUGGGCUGACCACAUAUUAAAGAGGCAAAUGCAGGGGUGGCGCCUGUGGUUCAAAGAGUAGGGCGCCAGCCCCCUAUGCUGGAGGUGGCGGGUUCAAACCUGGCCCUGCCCAAAAACUGCAGAAAAAAAAAAGGCAAAUGCAUUUGUAGCUAUUGCAUUCUGGCUGAGCGCUUGUGGUUAAGUUGAUUUGAUCUUUGGCUUUAAUGCUUUAGCAGGGGUCCUCAAACUUUUUAAACAAGGGGCCAAUUCACUGUCUCUCAGACCAUUGGAGGGCUGGACUAUAGUUUAAAAAAAGAAAACUAUGAACAAAACUGCACGCAGCACAUAUUUUGAAGUAAAAAAACAAAACAGGAACAAAUACAAUCACAUGGCCUCAUGUGGCCCGCAGGCGGUAGUUUGAGGAUCCCUGCAGUAUAGAAUAAGUCACAAGCCACCUGAGCUACUGGUCUGGAGCUCUUGGCAGAGGUUUAAUUUUAUUUUGAGAUGAAUUAUUUUAAGUAUUUCUCUUUUUUUUUUGAGACAGAGUCUCACUUUAUUGCCCUCAGUAGAGUGCUGUGGCAUCACAGCUCACAGCAACCUCCAACUCCUGGGCUUAGGUGAUUCUUUUGUAGCAUCCGAGUAACUGGUACUAUAGGUGCCUGCCACAAUGCCCGGCUAUGUUUUUGUUGUAGUUCGGCUGGGGCUGGGUUCGAACCUGCCACUCUUGGUAUAUGGGACCAGCACUCUACCCACUGAGCCACAGGUGCCACCUUUUGAGUCUUAUUUCUUAAGUACAGCCAGCUCAGAAGCUCUGGUCUGCAUAGCUCUUACCCAACACCCUGUCAAGCCAUAGGCCCCUGACACUCUUGUUUCUUAUCUCACAUGUGUGGAUUUCAGUUUAGUGAGGGCCUAUGAUGUGCCAGGCACUGUCCUAGACUCUGAGGCCACAGCAGUGUACAAGAGAGACAGUAUGCAUUCCCUUCUGGAGCUUGUAUUCUAAGAGCAAGUAAGAGAAUAGUUUGCCCUUGCAGGUGGGGUCAUGAGAUAGUUUUGGUUAGUGAGUUUUGCAGAAGCCUCACUUCUGGGUUGAAACAUUUAUUAGAUGGUGUAAGACUAGUACUGUGCUUUCCUGCCUAAGUCAUGGAAGCACAUAAAGAGGAGCCAUGAGAUCAAAGUAGUCUGAAACCCUGGGCUGCUGCAUGAAGGGCAGCUAUUCUAGAGAGUUCUAGACCUGUAGUGGAUUUUGUGGGAAUGAAAAAUAAACAUUUGUUAUGUUAAA